This is a messenger RNA of Kalmanozyma brasiliensis GHG001, 3120 nucleotides long. Its product is annotated as FAS1 domain protein. Gene Ontology annotation, biological process: macroautophagy. The transcript has a single exon. Gene Ontology annotation, cellular component: fungal-type vacuole membrane. The record is from RefSeq and is a predicted model, not a curated record. The coding region runs from base 1 to 3120 and encodes 1039 amino acids. Lineage: Eukaryota; Fungi; Basidiomycota; Ustilaginomycetes; Ustilaginales.
AUGAUCAAGUCGCACUUAACGACGAGCCUCAUUGGCCUCGUCUCUCUGUUCAUCGUGAUUGCGCGAUGUGCCUCAUUCCAAUCGCACGCUGGCUUCAGAAGCGUCCAACAGCCUCUACAGAUCCCUUCCCAGCCUCUCACUGAAACACGCAAGGGGAAUGAUUCGAUCUCCUUCAACCUGAUCGACCUUCUUUCGCAGUCGCCAGAACACACCAUCCUGGUUCGCCUACUGCAAAGGACACGACUCGUUCCGACACUGAACCGGUUGCAGGAAUUCGACAAUGGCACUGGUCUUACUAUCCUCGCGCCAACCAAUGACGCUUUCUACCGCAAGAAAGAGGAGCAAGCAGCGCGUCGAGACUCGACGAUGGGGGCAGCCUCCGACUCGCCUACCUUCUGGCAGUAUCUCCUCGAUGACGAGUGGCAAGCACGGGACGAGUCUUCGGUCGUCUCAACGCAGUGUGUCUGGAACAAUGGCGUCUGCCUGGCAGCCGGCAAUGUCAAUGCCGUGGCUCGCCAGCACUUGCUCUACCACGUGUUCAACUACACCCUUCCUUUUAGUUUGAGCGACGAUACCGGCGCUCAUUCCCCAUCUGGCCCUCCUCCCGAGCCAGGCAGGCCGCAGAUGCAGACGACACUACACUUUCCGUCUCGUCGUAUGCUGACGGAGCCCACCCACCCGGGCCGUGUACCCGUUCCUGACGAGGAGGAUCAUGGAGGUCUGCUCGGCCACCAUGGCCAACGAAUGCGUGUCGCCCUCGAACGGGACACUAAUGCAGACGAUGCGGGCAUUAUGUCUUACUUACGCAGCUCAAAGCCAAAGCACAGGGCCCUUUACUUUGGCACAGAUGAGACGGGUCGCGGAGGUGCCAAAUCACUGGCCGAGGACUGGCGAUCCAGGAGCGGCGUGAUCCACUACAUUGACUCGGUCGUCGACCUGCCGCCUUCCUUGGACCAAGUCAUCUUGACGCAUCCCCGUCUCGAAACUUUGCGGCGUCUUGUCGGCAAUGAGACCCUCAAGAGUCUUUCCACGGUUCCACACCUUACCCUCUUCUUGCCCACCUCCGAAGCCUUCGACAAACUCAGUGUGCUCGAGUCCACCUACAUCUUCGGCACCUACGAGCAAGCCGCUCUACAUCGACUCAAGCUUCUUGGCUGGCACAUGUCUGGGAGCGGAUUGGGCGACCGCUCUCCAGCCUAUUCGGCAACUCUUCGCGCCGCAGGAGAUGUCACUCUUCCGACCGCGCUGGGUGGUUCUAUCACGGUACGGACGGAGGAUGGCGACAUCAAAGUCAUGGAAGCUCGAGUUUUGCAAGAGGACAUUUUGACCGAGAACGGCGUCAUUCAUCUCAUCGACGACCUGAUCCUGCCCUUCGGCGACCUUGACAUGACCAUCGAGGCCAAUCUCUUGGCACUCAACGCUUCGCGUUUCGUCGAUCUCAUCUAUGAAGCAGGCUUGCAACAAUACAUCAACAAGCCAGCACACCUGCAAAGGCGUGACCAGGACCACUUCACUUUCCUCGCCCCUCGUGACGAUGUCAUUGACUCGUGGUAUCCUGGUCAUAUUCCUCUGGAGCCCAGCAGCGAUGCGAAUGUACGUCUGUCCCGCGAGUAUCGCAAGGGACCGGCUCUCGAGGAGAUCGUUCGCUACCACAUCCUUCCUGGUCAAGUACGACCUGGCGAUCUCACGAGCGGCAUGCUGCUCAAUACCGAGCUCUUUGACUGGAAGCUGAGAGAAGGCCGGCAGAAGAUGCCUGUUACAGUCGGCGACUCGACCGCCGCCGAUCGAAAGGGCAACGGCGACGUUGCCUUUGGGGACGCCAACGUGCUCAGGGAACCUGUCGACAUCAAAGACACAGCUAUCAUCUACGUCGUCUCCCAGCUUCUUCAGCCUCCCUCGGACCCGGUCCAGACUGCGGUCUCCUACCUUUCCCUCUCGACCUUUGUGGCUACCGUCUUCAGCGCGGACCUCAAGAAGGCUGUCGAGCGUGCUCCGGGCGUCACUUACCUCGUGCCCACCAACGAUGCCUUCACCGGCCUCGGUCUUGCCAUGAACUACAUGCUUCUUCCCGACUCGCAGCACCUCUUGCAGGCACUCGUCGAGUAUCAUGCCAUCGACAAGAUCGCUUACAAAUCGGAUUUCACCGAGCAAGAAAGCGAGUACCCAACGCUGCUCCCCACACUCGGCGCCAAGCUAGCCAUCAGAAAGCAAAAGAACGGAGCCGUCGUCGUUCACAAGUCGGGCUUCUCGAACGGCACCGUCUCGCUCGUACUCAAAGGCGACAUUCUCACCAACACCGGCGUGAUUCACGAGGUGGAUCGUGUUCAGAUCCCCUUUGAUCUCACCAUCCGCGAUCUCCUCAAAGGCGCCAAGGCCGAUACGAUGGAAGACCUCAUGGUUCAAGCAGGGUACGAAUACAUCCUGGACAGCAAAAUUCCGCAGAACGAGACCGUCGAGUCCAGCACGGGCUACAUGGUGCUGGUGCCGACGGACAGCGCUUUCACUAAACUCAAUCUUUCCGCGGUUCUCGAGGACCGCGACCUCCUCGAAAGGCUGGUGCAGCAGCACAUCAUCCCGCUCACCGACGACAGGGCUCUAGACGCCCUGCUUCCGGAUGGUCGAGGGGACGACAUCGGCAUGAAGGACGAGGGCUCCUUCCCUACUCUGCUUGAUCGAUCGCAGGGUGGACCGAGCGCGUACGGCCAAGUCAGCUUCCGCAGAGUUGCGUCCGGCAGUACUGCACGCUAUCGACGCAGACCGUACCAUGGCUUGAGCUCGGACGAUCCGGAUGACGAAGGACUCGGAUGGCUCGUUGGCAUCAAGAACACGCGAGGCACGACGGCGACUCGACACUCCGCCAAGGUGACGGCGUUCGGCCGCGAAGCUCGCGCUGUCAGGGGCGCCGUGCACCUGGAGCGAGCGCCAAUAGGCGGCGUGUAUCAGAUCGACACGGUCCUCGCUCCUUACGAGCCUAAUUGGUUCUACAGAUGGGGCUGGAUCACCUUGACUUGCGCGUUGGUCGCGGCUUUGUUUGCCAUUGGCGGUUUCUACGCCGUGCGAUUCUGGAGGGGCGGCAACCGUAUCAAGCUUCCAGAAGCCCUUGAGGGCGAGGAGGAGUGA